UUGGCGCGGAAUCUGUUGUUUUGGCAGGAGGGUUUGCAUGUAGCGGCGGCCAGACGAUCGCGGGUUACUAACUAACUAUGGCUCCAGUUUCCAACACAGACAAAGACCUGGACAACCCCGAGGGGGCCGCGCAGGACGCGUGUGGCAUCGCCCUGUCCCGCUCUCGGAGGGAGAGGAAGGAGAAGCUGGGCCGCAAGUCGGCGCUGGAGCAGCUGAAGGCAGCGAAGAGGGGCGAGAAGGUCAAGUACAAGGUGGAGGAGUUGAGCAGUGUGUAUGAGGAGGUGGAUGAGGAGCAGUACUCUCGCAUGGUGCGGGAGAGGCAGGAUGACGAUUGGAUCAUCGAUGACGACGGCACUGGCUAUGUGGAGGACGGCAGAGAGAUUUUCGACGAGGACCUGGAGGACGACGCCCUGGGCGAGGGUGUCAAAGGUAAAGGCACCAGUAAAGGCGCGGGUCCGAAGGACAAGAAGAAUGUGAAGAAAACAACUGUGACCAAACCAAACAGCAUCAAGAGCAUGUUCAUGGCCAGCAAUGCCAAGAAGCCUGCAGAGAGGGAUGUUGACCUGUCCAAAGAUGACCUGUUGGGGGAUCUCCUGCAGGAUCUGCACUCAGAGAAACAGUCUCUCCUCACGCCGCCUCCAGUCGUCACGUUGAAGAAGAGGAAACCCCAAGGGGUCCCCAUGAACCCCUUUUCCCUCAAACCCCAGGCUCCCAAGGAUUCUCCCUCUUCGGUGGGGUCAAAGGUCAGGUCUGGGGGUGCAGGGAUCCGACCAGCUCAGGCUGACCCCCCUCCCAGAGCCCCUACACGCCCCCCUCCCUCCCAGGCCACGCCCACCGCCGAAGGCAAGAGAGUGAAGGUGGAGGAACCUGAAGAAGAAGAAGAGGCCACGCUGCAGUUUGAUGAGGGGGACUUCGAUGAGCCCAUGGAGGUGGGUGAGGCAGAGGAAGAGGAGGUGAAGGAGGAGGCGGAGCCUGAACCCAAACCCACCAUUAAAGUGGAGCCCAAGGCUGAACCCCAGGACCCCCUGCUGUGUCGUGCUGGGGGGGGCGCUGAGGACGACGAAGGCGAGCCCGUGGUGGAGGUGCAGGUGGACUCCAGCCAGCUCCCCCUGGUGGAGGGUCCCGACGGGGAGACGAUGUUCCGCUUUUACUGGCUGGAUGCCUUCGAGGACCAGUACAACCAACCGGGUGUGGUGUACCUGUUCGGGAAGGUGUGGAUCGAGUCGGCCAAGGCGCACGUCAGCUGUUGCGUGGCUGUGAAGAACAUCGAGAGGACCAUGUACCUGCUGCCGCGCGAGCGUAAGGUGAACAUCGCGACGGGGGAGGAGACGGACUCUCUGGUGAGCAUCAUGGACUUGUAUCAGGAGUUUAACGAGCUCUCGGAGAAGUUCAAGAUCAUGAAGUUCAAGUCGAAGAAAGUGGAGAAGAACUACGCCUUUGAAAUCCCUGAUGUGCCGACACAGUCCGAGUACCUGGAAGUGAGAUACUCGGCGGAAAUGCCGGCGCUGCCCUCCGGCCUGAAGGGGGCGACGUUCUCCCACGUGUUCGGCACCAACACCUCCAGCCUGGAGCACUUCCUGCUCAGCAGGAAGAUCCGCGGGCCCUGCUGGCUGGACGUGAAGACCCCCCAGUUGAGCAGCCAGCCGGUCAGCUGGUGUAAGGUGGAAGCGGUGGCCGUGCGGAGUGACCUGGUCAGCGUGGUUAAGGACCUCCCCCCUCCUCCCCUGGUGGUCAUGUCCAUCAGCAUGAAGACCGUGCAGAACGCCAAGACCCACCACAACGAGAUCGUGUCCCUGGCUGCUCUCAUCCAUCACAAGUUCCCCCUGGACAAGGCCCCCCCUCGCCCCCCCUUCCAGACACACUUCUGCGUGGUCAGCAGGCCCAACGACUGCAUCUUCCCCUACGACUUCAAGGAGGCGGUGAGGAAGAAGAACGGGAAGGUGGAGAUUGCUGGCACAGAGAGAAUGCUGCUGGGCUUCUUCCUGGCCAAGAUGCACAAGAUCGACCCGGACGUGGUGGUGGGUCACGACAUCUACGGCUUUGACCUGGAAGUGCUUCUGCAGCGGAUCAGCGUGUGCAAGGUGCCUCACUGGUCCAAGAUGGGCCGUCUGCGUAGGGCCAACAUGCCCAAACUGGGGGGACGCAGCGGCUUUGCGGAGAAGAGCGCCACCUGUGGCAGGAUGGUGUGUGACGUGGAGAUCUCAGCCAAGGAGCUGAUCCGCUGUAAGAGUUACCACCUGUCAGAGCUGGUGGCCCAGGUGCUGAAGAUGGAGAGACCCACCGUUCCUCAGGAGAACCUCAAGAACCUCUACAGCGACUCCCAGCACCUGCUGUACCUGUUGGAGCUCACCUGGAUGGACGCUAAAUUCAUCCUGCAGAUCAUGUGUGAGCUGAAUGUGCUGCCGCUGGCUCUGCAGAUCACCAACAUCGCCGGCAACGUCAUGUCUCGCACCCUGAUGGGGGGUCGUGCCGAGAGGAACGAGUUCCUGCUGCUGCAUGCCUUCCACGAGAAGAACUACAUCGUUCCCGACAAGCAGAGCUUCAAGAAGCCCCCCCAGGAGCCGGGUGAGGAUGAGGAGGAGGUGGAAGGGGGAAAGGGGAAGUCGAGGAAGGUGCGGAGGAAGGCUGCGUACGCCGGUGGGCUGGUGCUGGACCCCAAAGUGGGGUUCUAUGAUAAGUUCAUCCUGCUGCUGGACUUCAACAGCCUGUACCCCUCCAUCAUCCAGGAAUUCAACAUCUGCUUCACCACUGUGCAGAGGGAGGGGCCAGGCACAGAGAAGAGCUCUGAGGAGGACGACCCAGAUGAGAUCCCGGAGCUGCCGGACCCGGAGCUGGAGAUGGGGAUUCUGCCCAAAGAGAUCCGCAAGCUGGUGGAGAGGAGGAGGCAGGUCAAGCAGCUGAUGAAGCAGCAGGACCUGCACCCAGACCUGUACCUGCAGUAUGAUAUCAGGCAGAAGGCCCUGAAGCUCACUGCUAACAGCAUGUACGGCUGCCUGGGAUUCUCCUACAGCCGCUUCUACGCCAAACCGCUUGCUGCACUGGUCACUCACAAAGGCCGAGAGAUCCUGAUGCACACCAAAGACCUGGUACAGAAGAUGAACCUGGACGUGAUCUAUGGAGACACAGACUCAAUCAUGAUCAACACUAACAGCAGCAACCUGGACGAGGUCUUUAAGCUGGGCAAUAAGGUGAAGAGUGAGGUGAACAAGCUGUACAAGCUGCUGGAGAUCGACAUCGACGGCGUCUUCAAGUCCCUGCUGCUGCUGAAGAAGAAGAAGUAUGCAGCUCUGUGUGUGGAGCAGAUCGCCGACGGACGCUACACCACCAAGCAGGAGCUGAAGGGCCUGGACAUCGUCCGCAGGGACUGGUGUGAGCUGGCCAAGGAGUGCGGCAACUACGUGAUUGGGCAGAUCCUGUCGGACCAGAGCAGAGACGCCAUCGUGGAGAACAUUCAGAAGCACCUGAUCGAGGUGGGGGAGAAGGUGGUGAACGGGGCCUUCCCGCUCACACACUUCCAGAUCCACAAGGCCCUGACGAAGGACCCUCAGGAUUACCCGGAUAAGAAGAGCCUGCCGCACGUGCACGUGGCGUUGUGGAUCAAUUCGCAGGGGGGGCGGCGUGUGAAGGCGGGGGACACUGUGUCCUACGUCAUCUGCCAGGAUGGCUCGAACCUGGGCCCCAGCCAGCGGGCCUACGCCCUGGAGCAGCUGCAGAAGCAGCCCAACCUCUCCCUGGACACGCAGUACUACCUGUCCCAGCAGGUGCACCCUGUGGUGUCCCGGAUCUGCGACCCCAUCGAGGGCAUCGAUGCUGUGCUCAUCGCCACGUGGCUGGGCCUGGACCCCAGCCAGUUCCGGGUGCAGCAGCAGCAGCAGCGGGAGGACGAGGCGGACGCCCUGCUCGGAGGCCCCGCCCAGCUGACAGACGAGGAGCGUUACCGUGACUGCAAGCGCUUCAGCUUCACCUGCCCGCAGUGCCACACCGACAACAUCUACGACUCUGCGUUUGAGGGAGCGGGAUUGAAGAUUGAGCCCAGUCUGAUGCGUUGCUGUCAGAUCUCAUGCGAAGGACGACCCAUCGAGCACCUCGCCCAGAUCAGCAACAAACUGCUGCUGGACGUCCGCCACCACAUACACACCUACUACAGCGGAUGGCUGGUGUGUGAGGAUCAGGCCUGUCAGAACCGCACUCGUCGGCUGCCGGUGGCGUUUUCUCGGACCGGGCCAAUCUGUCCCGCCUGCAGCAGGUCCACCCUGCGCCCCGAGUACUCUGAGAAGGCUCUGUACAACCAGCUCUGUUUCUACCGGUUCAUCUUCGACUGGGACUAUGCUUUCAACAAGAUCCUGCAACCCGAAGAGAAGGGUGUGUUCAGGAUUGGCUGGAAGGCGGAGAAGGAGGCGUACCGCAAGCUGAAGGAGGUGACUGAGCGCGCCCUGGCCAGCAGCGGGUACUCCGAGGUCAACCUCAGCAAGCUCUUCCAGGCUUUCACCUCACUGAAGUAACCGCCCCCAGCC
Megalops cyprinoides (Indo-Pacific tarpon) is the source of this 4514-nucleotide messenger RNA. It is a transcript of the gene pola1, whose product is annotated as polymerase (DNA directed), alpha 1. The transcript has 37 exons. Gene Ontology annotation, biological process: lagging strand elongation; DNA replication; mitotic DNA replication initiation. Gene Ontology annotation, molecular function: pyrimidine nucleotide binding; DNA replication origin binding; DNA-directed DNA polymerase activity. The record is from RefSeq and is a predicted model, not a curated record. The coding region runs from base 78 to 4502 and encodes 1474 amino acids. Gene Ontology annotation, cellular component: alpha DNA polymerase:primase complex. Lineage: Eukaryota; Metazoa; Chordata; Actinopteri; Elopiformes; Megalopidae.